Messenger RNA from Akanthomyces muscarius, 576 nucleotides. RefSeq lists its product as uncharacterized. NCBI's taxonomy places the organism in Eukaryota, Fungi, Ascomycota, Sordariomycetes, Hypocreales, Cordycipitaceae. Bases 1 to 576 code for a protein of 191 amino acids. The record is from RefSeq and is a predicted model, not a curated record. The transcript has 2 exons.
AUGGCUGCGCAGCUGGCCAAGCCCGCGGACAUGAGCUGGCCCGUGUGGGCGGCUCAUCAUUGGGUCGCGUCCAUCCUCGCAUACGGGGCUUUCUGCAACGUGCUCGUCUUUUACUACCUGGAAAAGGACAGAUGGCUGCGCAGAGCCACGACGCUGCCGCACGCCGCCGAGGCACGGCCCGAGGUGGUGCGCAGCUACCUCGCCGCGGUGCUCGCGCGGAGCGGCGGCGCGUCCAAGUCAGACGCGGCAGGCUUUGUGGAACAGUGGCCGUUUAGCUCGAUGAAGGAUACGGAGGAGGCAGAGGUGGCCUGGUUUCAGACGGUUUUCGGGGAGAGGCGCGGUGCGCUCUUGCAUCAGCGCGUGCGUGCCGACGUGGCACGCAGACGCAGCUCUCCCGCGCGAGAUAUAAGCAGCAUCUACGCUGCAUUGAUAUACGCGGGGCUGGGGUCAGUCGUCGUGGAAGGGCUCCUGAAGUACUACGAUGCGACCGCCGAGCCCACGCUGUUCAAUGUAGGCUGUACUAUCUUUCGAGUAUUAAUCUUGACUAUGCAGGCGGUAUGCGGUGUACUUGGGUAA